Molecule: messenger RNA, 2484 nt
Organism: Trichophyton rubrum CBS 118892
Lineage: Eukaryota; Fungi; Ascomycota; Eurotiomycetes; Onygenales; Arthrodermataceae
Exons: 3
Coding region: 1-2484 (827 amino acids)
Source: RefSeq, a predicted model, not a curated record
AUGGCAACUACCGCGUCUUCAGAGCGAGCGCUAUCACCGCCAACACUGUCAUCUCCGGUCGUGUCCUCCUACGCGGAGUCCGUUAAUUUCGAACCUUCCUCCUUUGUGGCAACUCUUGAGGACCCGAAACUUCGCGAUAAACUAGAAGUCGAGGCUGAAACGGCUGCGGAACCACUUAGUCGACCGUCCUUCUCUGGCUCGUUCAGGAGCUUCAAUGCCAACGCCCGCCCUUCUUCUGCUUGGUCGCGGAUCACUUCUUCUGCCUUUGCCUCGAGGGAACGUCGCGCGACUAUCUCUGCCGGAAAACGUUCGUUGAAUCUCGUGAGAGGCAAACAGAGCGCCGACGGUGAUAUACCCAGCAUUAUCGUGGACGAGGCUCCUAGCCGACCCGCUUCAAGAAGAUCUUUAUCUGAGAGAAAAUGGAGCUCGGUGCGCGGUACUAGAGGUGAGGUAGCUCUAAGGAAACGGUCCGGUAUAUCCAGUCUUAGCUCAAGUAAUAUACCUCCAGUUCCCCCCAUCCCACCCUUCCAAGGCAUCAAAAUGGACAUCCCAAGCGCGUCUUUAGGGGACAUCACCAGCUCUACGAUUGACGAGAUAAACGAAUGGAGUCCGCCUACAACCACCAACCCAAAGCUGCUCAGUGCUGAUGAGGCACACACAAUUUCGCCCACCAGGAAAGUGAGUUCCUCGACUAUGCGGAAUAUCAGCACGCGACGCAUUCGAUCUGCGAAUUCGUUGAGGGUUGUGAGAUCUGGAAGUGGUAGUGGCGGUACCAUACGUACCUUGUCGGUGGACGAAGAGAUGUUAUCCCGAAAAGCUUUGGAUGAAGAUGAGAGCAUGCUCAUGGACAAGGAUGAGGAGAAAGAUGUCUCUGAAAAUGCUGACUCUUCUCCUGCAAACGGAAAUGCAGCUUCUACUGACCCUGCAAGUGAGAAAUCAGAAACAGUGUCAACGAAUACAAUUAGCCCAGCCAGAAGGACAAAUACGGUUGAGCGAGAAAGUAAUGAGCUUGCUGGUGGCUUAGAGGACUGGAAUGAUAUUGAGAACGGUUACGUCGAUAGGUAUGGUUUCAUCAUUCCUCAUCCUGAGGAUGGCGAGCCAGAAGCGCACGUACCGCAGCCGUUACAACGGGUCUCGACCAGUUUGAUGCUUGCCUCUGCCACACCUAGACGGAAACGUACUAUGGCCAAACGUCCACCUUCAACGGCUGGGGCGGCAAGUAUCCGUUCUUUUGCCGGCCGUUCUUCCUCUCAGCGAACCAGUGACCAACCAAUGCGUCCAACUUCCUCCCAGAGUUCAUACCAGCCUCAUCUUUCUCGUACUACCAGCAGUCUACGUUAUGCAGCCAACAAGCUCCCUCAUAACCGUUCUCGCAAGCUCCUGGACGAGGCCGGUGACAUGUUAACCAGCCCUACCCAAAAGACCAAUAGUUUCAGUUUCUCCGAAGAUGAAACAGCCUAUUCCAAGGCCAUGAGGAAGAAGGAAUCUGAGCGUGAAGACAAGUGGCGUAAAAUGGCCAGGCUUACCUCCAAGGCUAAAGAUGGCUCUGGCAUGACUUUUGAAUUCGACGUAACCAGUACCAAGCUCAUCGAUCGUACCUGGAAGGGAAUCCCGGACAGCUGGCGGUCAACAGCAUGGCAUGCCUUCUUAGCUGCCAGUGCAAAGAAACGUCCCGACAGCCCUACCGAGGAUGAAUUGAUUAGAAAGUUCAAUGAGUUGCAGGUUUAUCCUUCUCCUGAUGACGUCCAGAUCGAUAUAGACGUCCCUCGUACCAUUAGCAGCCAUAUCAUGUUCCGCCGUCGAUACCGUGGAGGACAGAGACUUCUUUUCCGUGUGCUACAUGCCAUGUCUCUGUAUUUCCCAGAAACCGGUUAUGUGCAGGGUAUGGCAGCACUGGCUGCCACUUUACUUGCUUACUAUGACGAGGAGAACGCCUUUGUCAUGCUCGUCCGUCUCUGGCAAUACAGAGGACUUGAUCGACUUUAUCGUGAAGGUUUUGCUGGUCUGAUGGAGGCACUGAAUAGCUUUGAGAAAGACUGGCUAGGUAAUGGGGAGGUAGCUGAGAAACUGACCGAACUGGGAAUUCCCCCAACUGCCUACGGAACCAGAUGGUACUUGACUCUGUUCAACUAUUCCAUCCCAUUUGCUGCUCAACUCCGAGUAUGGGAUGUAUUCAUGCUUCUGGGAGAUUCCGGAGAACCAAUCCAGCCUACUGUUCCAGCCAGUACCAACGGCCACGCCGAUGCUACCAGUACUGGAACCGGCCCUGCUCACCCUGUGGCCAACCCCUUUGGUAAGAGCCUUGAUAUUCUACAUGCAACCUCCGCAGCCUUGAUCGACGGAAUGCGGGACAUCAUUCUCGAAUCCGACUUUGAGAAUGCAAUGAAAGUUCUCACCAGCUGGGUGCCGAUAAAUGAUAUUGAGCUCUUCAUGAGAGUUGCCAGAACCGAAUGGAAAGUUCACUGUCGAAAGAAGGGACAUUAA